AUGUCUCCGAAUAGAUGUGAUGGUUUACUGGCAAGGGUUGAUUUUCCGCUUUACACGCUCCAAACGCUUACUAAUAGACACGUAAUAGUUGCUGGCGGUGGUGGAGCUGCAGCUACAGGCGUUGCUAAUGGAUUUGAAAUAUUUGAGCUAUCACACAAUGGAACUAGAUUUGUGGCCGAAGAGGUGAUGAGACAUGAAACAGGUCCCAAUGUUGUAAUGAACUGUUCUGUGAGGAGUUCACAAAAUAAGACAUAUUUAACAGCGGGACAAGAAAGCCAUUGCCAACUGUAUAAAGUGAACAUUCGCAUGGUGGAUGCGGCUGAGAUGCGCCGAGGUAGCUUCAAAGCAGAAAAUGGUCUAAUUAGGAGGAAACGUCGUACUGUGUCAGAAAAUGAUAACAUUUCUAAAAAAGACAGCAACAGUAAUACAACGGAGAAGAGAAUAUCAUUUGAGAUAAGGCCAAGUGACAGUGUUCAGACUGAUUUUAGCAAUGAUCCCUUACAACGAGUGGUCCGGAUCAGCCACAACGGAAAGCUAAUGGCGACGGGUGGCAUAGACGGCAAGGUGCGCGUCUGGAGUUUUCCCAAGAUGCAGAUGCUCUUCGAACUUGAUGGACAUACGAAGGAGAUCGACGACCUCGACUUCAGCCCCUGCGACACAUCAUUGGUGAGCAUCGCGAAGGACAGUCAGGCGCUCGUCUGGUCCACCGCCAGCAAGCGCGCACCACUACUUACUAUUACCUGCCAACCACCGAACGGCAACAAAUACCUGUUUAGGCGAUGCAGGUUCGGAGUGAUAGAGGACAAGCCCGGUGAAUACCGCAUGUUCACGAUCGCCAACCCGCUGUCGCGCUCGGGGCGCCAGCGCGGCGUGCUGCAGGCGUGGGGGCGGGAGGGGGGGGCGGGGGGCUGCGCGCGCGCCACCGAGGCGCUCUCCGCGCUCGCCGUCAGGGACGACGGACGCUUCGUCGGCGUCGGCACCAUGUUCAGCGGCUCCGUCGACAUCUAUGUCGCUUUCAGUUUACAGAAAGUGUUACACGUGAACAACGCCCACAUGAUGUUCGUGACUGGCCUAGAGUUCCUGCCGGUGCGGGGCUACGGCCCACCCAUCACCUCCCGGAGCGAAGUCGCGUUGCUAUCCAUAUCCGUAGACAACUGCCUCUGCAUCCACUCACUGCCUUAUAGAAGUACUGUACCUGCCUGGGUUGCCAUCUUAUUAAUAAUAUUCGUACUGUUUUGUACGUUCACCUUAUGUUCAUACAUGGGCAUUUAA
Molecule: messenger RNA, 1272 nt
Organism: Arctia plantaginis
Lineage: Eukaryota; Metazoa; Arthropoda; Insecta; Lepidoptera; Erebidae
Source: the annotation of a GenBank genome assembly